Molecule: messenger RNA, 486 nt
Organism: Ustilaginoidea virens
Lineage: Eukaryota; Fungi; Ascomycota; Sordariomycetes; Hypocreales; Clavicipitaceae
Exons: 1
Coding region: 1-486 (161 amino acids)
Biological process (GO): vacuolar protein processing
Cellular component (GO): intracellular membrane-bounded organelle
Source: RefSeq, a predicted model, not a curated record
AUGGCGCAAAAGGCCAAGAAGGAUCGGGCCAAAUCCAACACGACAGCCCUCAACAACCUCCACAUCGGCUCCCUCCUCGUUCAUGGCCUCUUCUUGGUCUCGCAUCUCGUCUUCCGGUCUCGCUCCCUCGUCGCCUACGGCUUGUUCGCCGCCCCCAGCUUCAUCUGCGAGUACGUUCUGGAGGCUUCGGGCCGCCCCAAGUAUGACGCAGCCACGGGCGCUCUGAAAUCUGCCGGGGAGGACCUCGCUGCCGCCGGCCUGACAGAGUACCUGUUUGACGUUGUCUGGGUCACCUGGGCAUCUGCCAUCGCUGUCGUUCUGCUCGGAAACUGGGGCUGGCUCCUGUGGGCGGUGGUGCCUGCAUAUGGUGCGUAUCUGGGCUCGGGUCUUUGGGGCAUGGGAAGGCGGAACCUGGCGCAGAUGCAGGACAGAGAUUCACCUGGCGCUCCUCCUCGGGGAAAUCGCAAGGCACGAAGGGCGGCAUGA